Molecule: messenger RNA, 2411 nt
Organism: Fragaria vesca subsp. vesca
Lineage: Eukaryota; Viridiplantae; Streptophyta; Magnoliopsida; Rosales; Rosaceae
Exons: 6
Coding region: 1-2364 (787 amino acids)
Biological process (GO): mitotic spindle assembly checkpoint signaling; peptidyl-serine phosphorylation; meiotic spindle assembly checkpoint signaling
Cellular component (GO): nucleus; kinetochore; spindle
Molecular function (GO): protein serine/threonine kinase activity; ATP binding; protein serine/threonine/tyrosine kinase activity
Source: RefSeq, a predicted model, not a curated record
AUGGACAGGGACGCCAGGAACUUGAUGCGUCCGAUCAACUCCGAUUUCACUUCCUCCUCCUCGUCUUCUUCCUCUAAUUCCGACUUGUUCCGCAGCGUCCAGGCCGCCCUCAAGCGCCAUCGCCCACUAGAGACAAGCAUAAGGCCUAAGCGCAUGUUGGCUCCUCGGAGAGAAGUAACUAAAAGUUCGGCUUCAAGUGCGACUCACAUUGACAAAAAUGAUUCACGAGGUGAAGCUACAAAGGGUCAGGAUAGUACUGCAAAGGAGACGAUUGUGCGGCAACACGACGUGGCUACUAUUGCUAAGGAAAGUCUGGAAGAUGCAUCUGUUACGGUGGUUUCCCAUUCAAACAGUAUCACGCACACGUUUGAUGAGAAUUUAGAUGUGCCGGUAGAUCAAACCAAGCCUGACAUUGGUCCUAAAGAUAUGUCUUCCUGUCGUUUUGAGUCUCAAGGGAUUGAUGCUCAAAAGAAGGUCCAAUUUGCAACUGGAACUCUUGCUUCUUCCUUGGAAAUGGAGUGGGUUUCUACUAGUCAAGCAGAGGCAUCAGGUGUCAUAAAUCAUGACUCAAAGCACCAUAAUAUUCUUAAUACAGAACCGGACAGCUCUUUGAAGUCUGAUGGUGGGAUUUCCUUGUUGGCGAAGAGAACAACUGCAGCUCAAGAUCAGUUGCAUCAGUUUAGGAACUUCUUAAGCCAGCCUAUGACUCAAUCCUCAGUUGUCGGGCCAUCAUGUGCCACUACUACGUCUGUCCAUGCUACUUCUGCACCUAUGUCGACAACUUAUUGUUCUAGUUUGAAUCGUGGUUCUCACAUGGCAGUAGAAGCCUUGAAAGAUUCUGAUGUAAAUCCUCAACCAUCAAAUGCUCCUUUAAGGGGCACAGGUGCACUGUCCAAUCCCCAGAUAGCUGUUGCAACCCAACCUUUGACCUCUGCAGUUGAUACCCAAAAUGGAAAAAAUGAAUAUAUCCUUUCAAAGGAGCAAAAAGGCUUAGAGAGUGAAUAUCAGGAAAACCCUUCUGUUGUCGAUGUGAAGCAAACUGAAGCCCAGGCAUGUGCAGAAGAUGUUGCCAGUGCACGAUCUCAGGUUACUUUGCCCCCAAAUUUAUGUUCUGAUACAAAGUCUGAGCCUUUAAAAUCAGAAAAACAAGAAAAAGCUGUAAGUGGUAAAGUUGCACAAGCUCGUAAAAAGAACAAAGAUUCUGACUUGUUUAUUAAAGUUAAUGGGAAGCUCUAUCAGAGGCUUGGAAAAAUAGGUAGCGGAGGCAGCAGUGAGGUCCAUAAAGUCAUAUCAUCAGAUUGUACAAUCUAUGCACUUAAGAAAAUCAAGCUGAAAGGGCGUGACUAUGCCACCGCUUUUGGUUUUUGUCAGGAGAUCGAAUAUCUGAAUAAGCUGAAAGGAAAGAGCCACAUCAUACAGCUUAUAGACUAUGAGGUGACAGAUAAGGCUUUACUGCAUGCAGUAUUGAGUGGCUCCAUAAAUAAUAAAGAUGGCAGAGUCAAGGAUGAUGGGUAUAUAUACAUGGUACUUGAAUAUGGAGAAAUUGAUUUGGCUCACAUGCUCUCCCAGAAGUGGAAGGAAAUGGAUGGCUCGAAUCAGACCAUAGAUGAGAACUGGCUACGAUUCUACUGGCAGCAAAUUCUUCUGGCAGUCAGCACCAUACAUGAAGAGCGUAUUGUGCACUCUGACUUGAAGCCAGCCAACUUCCUGCUUGUGCGAGGCUCCCUUAAGCUAAUUGAUUUUGGGAUUGCUAAAGCUAUAAUGAGUGAUACAACCAACAUCCAACGGGAUUCGCAGGUGGGUACACUAAGUUACAUGUCUCCAGAGGCAUUCAUGUGCAAUGAGACUGAUGCAGACGGAAACACUAUCAAGUGUGGUCGGCCAUCAGAUAUUUGGUCCCUUGGUUGCAUCCUUUAUCAGAUGGUAUACGGGAGGACCCCUUUUGCAGACUACAAGACCUUCUGGGCCAAGUUCAAAGUUAUAACAGAUCCUAACCAUCAAAUUGUAUAUGAACCAGUCUCCAACCCUUGGCUUCUGGACCUUAUGAGGAAGUGCCUUGCCUGGGACCGCAAUGAAAGAUGGAGGAUCCCUGAACUACUUCAGCACCCUUUUCUUGUUCCCCCGGUUCCAACCCAGCCAUCUUCUCAUGAGCACAGCUGUAAACUGCUUCGACUUAUUGGCCCCAAUUGUUCCAGUGGUUCUGAAGCCUCAAAGCUUUUGUGUCAGCUUAAACAACUGCUUGAAGACCCUUUGCCAUCCACAAUGUCUCAGUUAUUAACAUCGCGUGACCAACAAUGUACAUUGCUCUCCCAAGUGUCAAAAGUUUGCUCCCAGCUACAGGAACAAUUUCAGAGAAAUAUAUAGGUGAUGAUCCAAGCCUAUGAUCAUUGUCACCCUCAUAUCAUUGUCUU